This is a messenger RNA of Eurytemora carolleeae, 761 nucleotides long. RefSeq lists its product as uncharacterized. The record is from RefSeq and is a predicted model, not a curated record. The transcript is spliced from 5 exons. Bases 341 to 718 code for a protein of 125 amino acids. Lineage: Eukaryota; Metazoa; Arthropoda; Copepoda; Calanoida; Temoridae.
UCAGAUAUAAAUGCUGAAGAAGAAGUAUCUAGUCUUAAAAAGAUUACACUCUCCUUAGCUUGAAUCCUUGCUCUAGGCAAGACUAGUUAGCCUAAGGAAUUCAACCAACUAACUUUACUCCGUACUUGGAAUCUAACCCUGUUAGUUCUUAGAAUAGUUUUACAUUCCUCCCUUGACAUGUCUUGGAGAGAGUUCAAUACUGAAGAAAAAACUACAAGAGAAGAAUAUAAGAAUAAUACUAGUGAGUGAUAUGUAUCUGUAAUAUAAUUGUGACAGUGUAAAGAUCCUGUAGUGUUCUAAUCCUAGUAUGGACAUGAGUGAACUAGCCUGAUAUCCUGGGAUGAGUGGAAUGAGAAUAUUUCUGAUUCUGCUACUGCUGGUUAGCGGAGCUCCGGCCAACUCAAUUAUUCAAGGGUUGAAUGUGAGCACAAUAGAGGUGAUGGAAGGAGGAAGAGUAGAUCUCCCCUGUAAUAUUUCUCCUUUAAGAAGUUCUGACAAAGUGAGUCUAAUCCUGUGGUUUAAAGAAGAUGAAGGGAAACCUAUUUACAGUGUUGAGGUUCCCCCAGGUUCAGAUCUAGGUUCUCUACCCCCUCAAUCCUACUGGUCCAGCUCAGAUCAUUUCUCAUCAAGAGCUAGGUUUAGAGGAGAUGAGCUUUCUCUGACAGGACUCAAGUCAGUAGAGUCAGGAACCUACAGGUUAGUAUCCGGUAGCAGCUAAAUACAGGGAUACAGUGCAGAUGCAGGGAUACAGGGAUACAGGG